This is a messenger RNA of Coregonus sp. 'balchen', 6999 nucleotides long. The record is from the annotation of a GenBank genome assembly. Lineage: Eukaryota; Metazoa; Chordata; Actinopteri; Salmoniformes; Salmonidae.
ACACCUCCAUGUUGGAUGUUCCAGCUCUGCGGCUGACCACUCUGGAGGAGCUCACUGAAGAACAGCUGAAGACAUUUCAGUCUUACUUGACUAUUGGCUGGAUGUUAGGCUUUCCUCCCAUCCCUAGAGAGCCAGCUGGAGAACGCUGACAGACAGGACACAGUGGAUCAGAUGGUGAAGAGAUACAACCCCAAGAGAGCUGUGAAGAACACACUGAUGAUCCUGAGGAGGAAGCAGCUGGAUGAUCUGACAGAGAAGUUACAGAGAGAUCACGGAGGAGGUAACACAGCAAGACAAUAGAUCUAUCAUUAUACGAUCGGUUCCAUGGUGGGAUGUUAAGAGAUUAUAUUCACACAAGAUCCAUCCUGCUGUUGCUGAGCUGAAAAUGUCAAGUAAAAUGAAAAACAAAAAGCAACUGAAAGCAACUGACUCCAUAAUAACAUUGAAUAGGCCCCUCUUUAAUUUAUUGUGUGUAUCCAGGUGAUGUCAUUGUGAUUAAACAGCACUCAAACUAUCCUACAUAAAAUCAAUAACACAGUGGUUCAGUGGUUCAAAGACACUUACAUUUUUUGUCUUGCCAAUUCACCCUCUGAAUGGCACACAUACACAAUCCGUCUCAACUGUCUCAAGGCUUAAAAAUCCUUCUUUAACCGGUCUCCUCCCCUUCAUCUACACUGAUUGAAGUGGAUUGAACACAUGACAUCAAUAAGGGAUCAUAGCUUUUCACUUGGAUUUACCUGGUCUGUCUAUGUCAUGGGAAGAGCAGGUGUUCGUAAUGUUUUGUACACUAAAAAUGUUUAGUAUUAUUGGAGAUGGACUUUGAGGGUUACUUACAAUGUCUUUCUAUCUGCAGCUCUCUCUCUCUCUCGCUGUACCUCUCUUUCUCUCUGUAGCUCUCUCUCUCUGUAGCUCUCUCUCUCUCUGAAGCUCUCUCUCUCUCUGUAGCUCUCUCUCUGUAGCUCUCUCUCUCUCUCUCUCUCUGUAGCUCUCUCUCUCUCUCUCUCUCUUUGUAGCUCUCUCUCUCUGUAGCUCUCUCUCUCUCUCUCUCUCUCUCUCUCUCUCUCUGUAGGUCUCUCUCACUGUGUAGGUCUCUCUCUCUGUAGCUCUCUCUCUCUCUGUGUAGGUCUCUCUCUCUCUGUAGGUCUCUCUCUAUGUGUAGGUCUCUCUCUCUGUAGCUCUCUCUCUCUCUCUGUAGGUCUUUCUCUCUGUGUAGCUCUCUCUCUCUCUCUCUCUGUAGCUCUCUCUCUGUAGCUCUCUCUCUAAAGGAAAGAAAAUGAAAAUUACUGGUAGUUCUUCUAGUGUGUGUGUGUAUGGAGGCAUUGGGCAGCAAAGACACUGGAAUCCAACAGGACAAAGAUGAACUGUUCACAGUGAGGAGGAGAGGGGAUGGAGACAGAAGAACAGAAAACAGGUAAACUUGACAUGGAAACAUACUUCUAUAUCAGCAAUAUUUUCUAUCUAUUCUGUUGAUUUGAAUCUAGGAAACCCCAAAGCUGUCAGUCCUAGAUCUGGAUGAGCUGUUGGACUGUCCUCCCAUCCUAGAGAGACCACUGAAGAUGGACUGUCCUCCCAUCCUAGAGAGACCACUGGAGAUGGACUGUCCUCCCAUCCUAGAGAGACCACUGGAGAUGGCUAACAGUGUCAACACAGAGGUAGCUGUGAACACCCAGGAGAACACCCAGAGGAUGGACAAGGAGUUGGGAAGAGAAAGGGGUAACAGCUAUACAGCUAAUAUAUUAAUUUGGAACAAACAUCUGGAAGUUGUAUAGAAAAACAUGAUGAUUGAUCUAUAUUUGGUUAUCUUUAGGUUCUCCUCUCUUCCUGGAACACCAUCACAUGGUAAGACCCUCACUGGACUGAGAGAAAGACUGAAAUUAAAAACUAUUCUUCACACUAUUGGUUGAAUUACAGUAUCUAUUGUUUCUACAUUUUAGAGUUCUCCAGAUGAAUUUACACCUGAAAUCCACGAUCAGGACAACAAGGGAGAAUACCGGUAAUUUGAUAUAUUUAAUGUUUCUUAUUGGUAGUUUGUAUAAAAGAAGGACAAUACCUUAAAUCUAGGAAAUCUCAUUAAAAUGAAAUCCUUCAUUGUUUGUUCUACAGGUUCCAGUGCCCCAGUGCAGGUCUGUUCUAGUGCAGUAUAACAGGCCUGGUGUUUAGGAUGGAGGGAGAGGGAGAGGUGCUCUAUAGGACAGUCCCCUGGGACAGGAGGCUUCUAGCCCAGAGUGGCAAGAGACCUGCAGGACCCCUGUUCAACAUUGACUGCCCUCUGAAGUCUGUCUGCCAACUACACCUCCCACACUGUCAGAUUCAUUCUGGUAAGUAUUCAUUUCAAGACCGAGCACGCCCCCAUUCUCAUCGACAGGGCUGUAGUGGAGCAGGUUGAGAGCUUCAAGUUCCUUGGUGUCCACAUCACCAACAAACUAUCAUGGUCCAAACACACCAAGACAGUUGUGAAGAGGGCACGACAAAUCCUAUUCCCCCUCACGAGACUGAAAAGAUUUGGCAUGUGUCCUCAGAUCCUCAAAAAGUUCUACAGCUGCACCAUCGAGAGCAUCCUGACUGGUUGCAUCAGGCAACUGCUCGGCCUCCGACCUUAAGGCACUAUAGAGGGUAGUGCGUACGGCCCAGUACAUCGCUGAGCCCAAGCUUCCUGCCAUCCAGGACCUCUUUACCAGGCGGUGUCAGAGGAAGGCCCUAAAAAUUGUCAAAGACUCCAGCCACCCUAAUCAUAGACUGUUCUCUCUGCUACCGCACGGCAAGCGGUACCGGAGCACCAAGUCUAGGUCCAAAAGGCUUCUUGACAGCUUCUACCCCCAAGCCAUAAGACUCCUGAACAGCUAAUCAAAUGGCUACGGACUAUUUGCAUUGAGGCCCCCCCCCCCCCCCCCCCUCUUUUACGCUGCUGCUACUCUCUGUUUAUUAUCUAUGCAAAGUCACUUUAAUAACUCUACCUACAUGUACAUAUUACCUCAAUUACCUCGACUAACCAGUGCCCCCAAAAAUGGACUCUGUACUGGCACCCCCCUGUAUAUAGCCUCACUAAUGUUAUUUUACUGCUUUUAUUUUUUACUUAUCUAUUGUUUUCUUAACACUUAUUUUUCUUAAAACUGCAUUGUUGGUUAAGGGCUUGUAAGCAUUUCACUGUAAGGUGAACACCUGUCGUAUUCGGCGCAUGUGACAAAUACAAUUGUAUUUUAUUUUAUUUUAUUUGUAUUUUCUAUUGUAAUAUAUCUGAGAAAGAUCUAAAUGUUCUCUUUCUUUCCCAGGUGGUGGAUGUGACUUCCUGUCUGUAGCCCAUGUGACUGAUGACAUCAUUGAGUUUAUCCAUCCUCUUGAGAUAACAGAAACACACAUCAUAAUAAACAUCACUGGAUUCUCUGCUUAUGGUGAUGUCACGGAUGAUGAUGCUCCCAUCUCACCUAUCCAGGGGCUUGUGUUGUUAUUCCACCAACUGUUUGUCCCUGAAGAGAGGUCCAUCCUGAAUGUGUUGUUGCUUCCCAGUAAUGUUGUGAUCAGGGAGGUGAGCAUAACAUUUCAAACCCCACUUCUAUCUGGCUAGAAUUCCACCAAGCUGGCAGUGUCAAACGCACAACAUGGAAACAAUAACAUGUGCCCUGUGCCUCAAGAAUGCAUGUUCAUAUACUAGUUGAAAUCAAACCAGAGUCAAGUAAUUACAGUGGCUUGCGAAAGUAUUCACCCCCCUUGGCAUUUUUCCUAUUUUGUUGCCUUACAACCUGGAAUUAAAAUGGAUUUUGGGGGGGUUUGUAUCAUUUGAUUUACACAACAUGCCUACCACUUUGAAGAUGCAAAAUAUUUUUAUACAAACAAGAAAUAAGACAAAAAAAAUAAGAAAACUUGAGCGUGCAUAACUAUUCACCCCUCCAAAAUCAAUACUUUGUAGAGCCACCUUUUUGCAGAAAUUACAGCUGCAAGUCUCUUGGGGUAUGUCUCUAUAAGCUUGGCACAUCUAGCCACUGGGAUUUUUGCCCAUUCUUCAAAGGCCAAACUGCUCCAGCUCCUUCAAGUUGGAUGGGUUCCGCUGGUGUACAGCAAUCUUUAAGUCAUACCACAGAUUCUCAAUUGGAUUGAGGUCUGGGCUUUGACUAGGCCAUUCCAAGACAUUUAAAUGUUUCCCUUUAAACCACUCAAGUGUUGCUUUAGCAGUAUGGUUAGGGUCAUUGUCCUGCUGGAAGGUGAACCUCCGUUCCAGUCUCAAAUCUCUGGACGACAGAAACAGGUUUCCCUCAAGAAUUUCCCUGUUUUUAGCGCCAUCCAUCAUUCCUUCAAUUCUGACCAGUUUCCCAGUCCCUGCCAAUGAAAACAUCCCCACAGCAUGAUGCUGCCACAACCAUGCUUCACUGUGGGGAUGGUGUUCUCGGGGUGAUGAGAGGUGUUGGGUUUGCGCCAGACCUAGAGUUUUCCUUGAUGGCCAAAAAGCUCAAUUUUAGUCUCAUCUGACCAGAGUACCUUCUUCCAUAUUUUUGGGGAUUCUCCCACAUGGCUUUUGGCGAACACCAAACGUGUUUGCUUUUUUUUUUCUUUAAGCAAUGGCUUUUUUCUGGCCACUCUUCUGUAAAGCCCAGCUCUGUUGAGUGUUUGGCUUAAAGUGGUCCUAUGGACAGAUACUCCAAUUUCCGCUGUGGAGCUUUGCAGCUCCUUCAGGGUUAUCUUUGGUCUCUUUGUUGCCUCUCUGAUUAAUGCCCUCCUUGCCUGGUCCGUGAGUUUUGGUGGGCGGCCCUCUCUUGGCAGGUUUGUUGUGGUGCCAUAUUCUUUCCAUUUUUUUAUAAUGGAUUUAAUGGUGCUUAGUGGGAUGUUCAAAGUUUCGGAUAUUUUUUUAUAACCCAACCCUGAUCUGUACUUCUCCACAACUUUGUCCCUGACCUGUUUGGAGAGCUCUUUGGUCUUCAUGGUGCCGCUUGCUUGGUGGUGCCCCUUGCUUAGUGGUGUUGCAGACUCUGGGGCCUUUCAGAACAGGUGUAUAUAUACUGAGAUCAUGUGACAGAUCAUGUGACACUUAGAUUGCACACAGGUGGACUUUAUUUAACUAAUUAUGUGACUUCUGAAGGUAAUUGGUUGCACCAGAUCUUAUUUAGGGGCUUCAAAGCAGAGGGGAUGAAUACAUAUGCAAGCACCACUUUUCCGUUAUAUAUUUUUUAGAAUUUUGUGAAAACUAAUAUUUUUUUAAUUUCAUUUCAGCAAUUUGGACUAUUUUGUGUAUGUCCAUUUCAUGAAAUCCAAAUAAAAAUCAAUUUAAUUUACAGGUUGUAAUGCAACAAAAUAGGAAAAACGCCAAGGGGGAUGAAUACUUUUGCAAGGCACUGUAUGUCAAAGUACUUGAUGUGUGCUUGAUUUAGCUUUGAGUUUGCACUUUUGUGACUGUUUCAUUCGUUCCAUUAUGCAAGGCAAGCUAAAGUAAACACAGCUGAUUGAAACUAACAAAGCAGAUAUGUAUUGUGAUGAAAACAUAUGACCUACAAGCAACAUGCCUUUGAUUGAAGCACAAUUUAUCUGUCCAUUGUUGAUUCUCAAGUUGCAGGAUGAGAGGAAGACAAGGAAUGGAGACAAAGAGACCUUCAUUGAAACAACUCCUCACUGCAAUCUAACCCCGAACAAACCAUACAUCCUCUCCACAAAUAUUACGCAUGGAUAUAGGAUCAACCCAACAGUAAUAUCUAUAAGCCAUAAAGAGAUUCCAACUUUAGAUAUUUAUUUAGCUGUGACCUCAGUAUAUUCACAUUACAUGUAAGAUCGUAGAAACUGACUCUUGCUUUUUGUGUUCCAGACAGCAGCAUUUGUGGAUUUCCAGUCCGAUGAAAACUACUCCAACACAUUUCAGUUGUUCUUAGAAACUAUAAUUAAAGAAGUUGAACUUCUUCUGAAAGAAAAGGAAGGUGAUGAACUUGUAUGGAACAGACUUGUCUGGUUGCCAGGUAACAGACAUUCAGAGCUCAAAUCCAAUCAAAUGAAGUCAGACCUGUUGUACUGUUACAUGUUUUUAGUUCUCUUACAGCGUUAUUGUUAUUGAACUAUGAUGUCAUUAUAUCAUAUGAUUAUGGUUGGUUAUAAUGAAUAUACCUUUUUUCAGAUAGUAAAACACCAUCUCUUUUCAUCCUCACCAACAGAACUCACCUCUACAGGUACUGUUGACCUUCCACUGACAUUCACCAUCAAUAUAAACCUCUCAAUAACAAACUACAGAUUCACCAUCAUUAUAAACCUCUCAAUAACAAACUAAAGAUUCAUCACCAUUAUAAACCUCUCAAUAACAAACUAGAGAUUCAUCACCAUUAUAAACCUCUCAAUAACAAACUAGAGAUUCCUCACCAUUAUAAACCUCUCAAUAACAAACUAGAGAUUAACCAUCAUCAUAAACCUCUCAAUAACAAACUAGAGAUUCAUCACCAUUAUAAACCUCUCAAUAACAAACUAGAGAUUCGUCACCAUUAUAAACCUCUCAAUAACAAACUAGAGAUUCGUCACCAUUAUAAACCUCUCAAUAACAAACUAGAGAUUCGUCACCAUUAUAAACCUCUCAAUAACAAACUAGAGAUUCAUCACCAUUAUAAACCUCUCAAUAACAAACUAGAGAUUCAUCACCAUUAUAAACCUCUCAAUAACAAACUAGAGAAAGUUAAUCUUAUCAUCCUAGAUAGGAUUUUAAUACAUAAUUUCCCCCUCCCAGUUUCAGCUGUUUCCCUUGCAGCCCCUCCUGCCAACCCCUCUACCCUCCCUGGUAGAGCCUUCAUCAGAAAUCACAGGAUGGCUCUAAAGACUCGCCUGGGACUCUUACAGCCCAUAUGCCUGCGUCUCCAGGAUCGUGGGGUUCUGAUUGACGAGGAGAGGGAGGAGGUGGUCAGCAAAUCCAACAAGACCCUACAGAACCAAGCCCUGCUGGACAUGGUGGUGAGGAAGGGGGCUCGCGCCCAGGAACACAUCUACCAGGUCCUGAAGGAAGUAGAUCCCUACCUGGUCGAAGACCUGGAAGAGCAGACAGUC